AUGGCAUCGCCCGCAUCGACAGCCGUGGCGGAGUCUACGUCCACUAGCUCUUCGCACUGGGAUGAUCUUCAGGCCAUGAGAGAGCAGUGGCUGGAGUCUUUGCAGACAGCACUGGCAGCUGCGGGAUCGCCUACGGCCGUUGAGGUGACAUUGGACGUCGAGGAUUCGCUUGACACCCGAGGCUUCGCAAUCUUCGCAGAGCUUGACACCCGUGACGCCCGAGCCGAAGAAUCGUCGCUCCCCGGUCAAUCCUGCGAAUCCUGCGAUGGUGGCAGACUGGAGCGGUAUGCCAACGAUGACCCCAUCGCCAUCGCCAGCCCAGCCCUUGCAGAAGCGUCCACGCUUGAGCCGCUUGGCCGAAGCAGAUGGCCCGCCAUACUGGGAUGCUGCCUCCGCCACCAGAAGCACGAGAAAAUCGCCGAUCCGCGACAACAGCCACACAAAGCCAAGUGCUCCGUGAACGACUACGAAGGCAUGCCGGUGGCUGGACAGCCGAAGUAUCCGAUGUGCAUCCUGCGCCGGUCCAUGCCGUUGCCGGCACCUCUGACACCUCCUGCCGAUGACAAGCAGGACUCCCAACACCUGCUCUUUCCAGCCUUGCUGACUCUUCUGGCUCACCCGUUAGUGCUGGAACAGCAGGAGUUCAUGAUGGAGGACAUGCCCAAGCAGCCGGACUGUCUUGCUGGCCUCCCACCUGCCGUGCGAUGCUGCAUCCAGAUGCCGCACACGAAGGUCCAGCUUGCUGCCUCUGGCUUCUAUGGGUUGCCUUGGAAGCAGCAACGUGCUGCGUGGACCGCCACGAUGGCAGAGCUCAGUGCCGUGCAUGCGCAUGGGGAUCCUGGUAGCUUUCGGGACUUAUCGCAGCCGGAGAUGCAGAAGCUCGUGGCUGAUGAUGUGGAGCUGUUUCUGCUCACAAGUCCUUUUGCAAGCCUCGUGAACCACUGCUGGCAGCAAGACUGGUCUUCCAUGCAGGCUGAGCUGCCGCUGUACGCCUGCUUUGACAUCAACCAGGCCGAUCCCUCCAUUGGCCCAAACUCCAGCGUAUCCUGCACUGUGAACUGUCUGCUCUUCUGCUCUGCCUGGUACAAGCAUCCGAAUCCAGACUUCAUAUGUCGUUGGCUGGAACAGCCGUGGGACGAAGCGCCGGUGCUGCGGUCCCUGCUGAAAGAAGGUGCUGCACGGGCAUUUGCGGGACAGCCCUCGAUGGAACUGCCUCCGGCCCUUUCUGACAGAUCAGAUGCGACGUUCUCUCACAUAGCAUGCGGUGUGAAGCUGCAAGAGGCGACAGAGUUGGCACUCGGCCACAGGCUGUCCCUCACACGACUGCAGUCAGCCGCCUACUUUUUCGUCUGCAACCACAAGUCCUUCGUGGUCGUGGGCUGUGGUCAUCAGAGCUCUGGUUGUGCCUUGCUUCUCUUUGACAGCCACGGCCUGAGUCUGCAGGCCACGGAAUGCUCGGGCUCGGCGUUGUGCCGUGAUGCUGAACAAGUUCUCGAGUACCUUUGUCGGCAUGGCGAGCACUCCCUGUAUGGCCCAAACCAGGUGACCCAGCUCUAUGCCUCUGUCUUCGAAGGCACGGCAACGUCGUGCCAAGCCUGCCGUGCCCCAGCAUCAGAACUUCUGCGAAGUGUGCGAAGCAUGACAUCCCGGCCGGGAGACGGUGCAGGCUUAUCUGUGAAGCCAGAGGCAGCGCCUACAUUCGGCAUGCCUUUGUCCAGCUGCUUCCCCGAGAGCCUGAUCGUCCUGGAGCCUCCCUCGGAGAGCCCUGUAGGCACCCCGCCCAGGAAGGUGCCUCGUGUUGCCGGCUCAGAGACCACUCAUGCUGCUUCAGAGGCGCUCGUGAAGAAGGAGGCUGCUGACAGCAACAUGGACAUUGACCCACCUGAGUUUCAGGAGGCAGCGACGGAGGACGUGAAGAUGGAGGUGAAGACCGAGCCGGCUUGCGAUGGCGAUGCCGAUGAAGAGGUGCCCCUGACUGCUUUGGUUGGGCAGCCUCCUGCAAAGCUGAGCGGUGCUCAGGCGAGCAAGAAACCCACCAAGGAGGAGAAGCUCCUGCUGAAGAAAGCUGAUGCCAUGCUGGCAGCCUAUGGUACUGGUUUCCCAGCUUGGUUCAAGGUCCACUCCUUUCACGGGGUCAAGGGCCACUGGAACCAGUUCAAGCUCAAGCUGGCAGCGGACUCCAUUGGUUCGCUGGGUUGCAGGUCGUGCUCUACCUUCUUCCGUUCCCUGGAUGCCAGCAAGGUCCAGCAGCAACAGCAGCUGGUGGUGCCCAGCGAGGGCGAUGAGGUCCCGGCUGGCGAGGUGGUGCUCCUGGAUCCCGCCGCUCUGAAACCACAACAGCCUCGGAGCAAGAUCACCGGUGCUGAGCGCCUGGAGGUGCUCAAGAGGGAGGAGGGCGUGGGACGGCGAUCAAAGACGUCGGUGCUUCCUCUCUGGAUGCGUUUGUGGGAUUGGGUCAAAGAUAGGAGGAGCGACGUGUACAUCCACACCCAUGCUCUCAAGUUUCAUUGCACCCUCUGCGAGGUUGAAGUCGACGCAAAGCGAGACUCCACUAUCCAUUUCCUGCUGCAGCAUGAAUGCUACGACAUGCAUUGGACCCGGGCCCACCCGGAUGAGAUACCGAGGCAGUGCCGAGGUGUGAAGAUCAUCCCACGAUCCGAGUCCAGCCAGGAGUAUCACAUCGAGACGUGCACCCGUUCGCUGCAAGUCUGGAUGGGCCUGGACUUUCCCUGGUCUGGCCAGCAGUCCCUCCCGCAUGGCUGCUACAUGGAGACUGUGGACUCCGAGGUCAUCUGCUGGGUGCGAUGCCGGCCCUGUCAAACGAGCCCUGCCGUGCUGCAGCCGGGCGAGGAUGCUUGUGUGAACUGCCGAAAGCUCGCAAACAAGGAGGCCUUCGCAUCCAAAGUAGCUUCAUGGGUUUACCUAGUGGACUUGCUGUGUCUUCUGCAUGCAACAUAUGCUGCGGUUCGGAAGGAAAGGAGGGAGGCACUCCAGGCCCUCGGCAGUGCAGACUAUCGUCGCGUCCUGAGUUGCCACUCGGUGGCCCAGCUGGAAACCAUGACGUGGCCGGAGCUGCACCAAGUGGUGCGACAGCAGGCCCCAGUGACGACACCGGCAGCCUUUCAGAACUCUGCGGCGCUGAACCUCCUCAGAACCAGGUUUCAGUGGCUCCCGACCACUGUCAACAAAGAUGCCAUCAACAAGCUGGACCGUCAGCACUUGCAAAAACAUCUCGAGUUCCUAGUCGGGCAAGAGACCGAGGCCGGGUUCACGUGCAUGCUCUCCGAAGAGUUGCGGCAGGGCAGGCUCGACAGCAUGGAGUGCUGCCGAGUCCUCAUGAGUUGCUUAGCAACGCGACUCAGGCUGCUGUCGGCGAACCAGAAGCGGCUGACAACAAGCCACGUCCAAGGCGUCACGGACGCCCAGCUCCAGGACGUCGGCUUCUUUUUGGCAAGCAUCAGCAGCACCAGUCAGUUGAUGGAGCUCUUCGGUCUGAAUCCUCGCGAGUUGAACAAGCCGCCAUCGUUCGACGAAGCCUUGCCGGAUUUUUUCUGUGCCUCCGCCGAAGAGCCGGAGCAAGCAGGCACGAGGUCGACCCUGUUCCGCAACCUGCAGACGACGAUCGGGAUCCUGGGUGUGGCCCAGUCGCGGUCCUGGGUCUUGUCCUUCGACGAGACUGUGACGUGGCCGGCCUACGGCAUCUACAACAGUCGCAGCCACGGGAAGCGGGUGGAGACCUUCCGCCACCCGUACUGCGUCCUUCUCCAGCCGAGACGCCUCAAGGCCAUCACGAGCCAGAGCAAUCUCUGCAAGAUCGGCAAACUGUGGGAGCUGGCUGCCGAGUGUAACGGUGGCAUUCCGCCACUUGCGAGCAGCCAUGACAACGCCACGACGCAGGUGGUGUUCAGCGAGGUGAUGCUCGGCCUGGUUCCGCUGGAGCGUUUGGCGGAUGUUCCGUUCUUCAAAGAGUGCAACCGCACGCGGAAGCUGCCCAUCAUGAUGUACCCCUUCCGCUCAUUAGAGUUCAACGGGCACAUAAUCUUGAACCAAAAUGAUGCGGCACACUGCCAAAAAAACAUGGUAUCGGCCACUCGGGGCCGCAAACGCUGCUUCACCAUCUGCGGCCUUUGGAUGACCCGCAGCGUUCAGCUGCUCCCGACGAUGCAGAUGCCGUUGCACGCUUACAUCGGGCACGACCUUCAGAGCGACAGAGAGGCCGCAUGGGCGCUAGCUCCGAGAUGCCUAGAUAUGGAUGCCUGGGACAGUGUCGCCGUGACACUCUUUCAGCAUCUUGGCCUAGUACUUGUCCUUCUAAGCGCGAUCACAGCCAUGCGUAAGCAACGGAAUCCAAGGUACCUCGUCUCUUGCGUGAGCGGCAACUGGCUCUCUGCCGUCUUCACCCCGCCUCAGCUCUUGGAGAACGGGCUCACCGGCUUUUUCUGGCUGUUGCUCGAAGUCAUGGCAGCACGGCAGGCUGGUGGUAGCAACUGGCAGAACCAGUUCCUGGCCAGGGCAACGGUGCGAAACAGCCUCUUUUGCUGUGCUAACAUGAUCGAGUGGGUAUGCCGAUACCCGAACUCCGACGGCAGCUUGGCCUUUGCUCCCACGAAAAACACCGAGCAGGUCGUGGAGUACUGGUUCGGCCAGGUAAAGAGAGCUGUUGGACACAAUGUGCCGUCGCUCAAGGCGUUCGUGCUGGCUGCUGAACGACUUCACUGGUCUCAGAAGCAUCGCGGCCUCCAGCUGCCGUCAAAGACUGUUACCUGGAGCGGCCAGAACCUGAGUGCCGGCGAGGUGAGCCAGAUCGCGACCCGUGCUCUUCCUGCGGCCACCACUUUGCGGGCCGUCGCGGCCGUGCAGGACUCGCCAGACGCCGUGUCCGCCGCUUUGGAAGCCUGGUUCGAGGAGGAGGGCUCUGCGAUGUUCUUCGCAGGGUGCACUCCGGACAUGGCGGAUAACAAUGUGGACCCCUUCGCCGAAGAGGCAUCCGAGGAGGAGGACGAGAAUGACAAGGUGGCAUCUACUCAGGCCGGCAGCAUCCAGCACGGCAUUCGCAUGUUGGAGCGCGAGGCUGUCAUCGAGCAGUCUUUGUUGGAGGACAUGCAGUCGCCGCCCAAGCCCGAGCAGGCUGCAGCUGCGACAGAGACGACAACGGAGGCUGUGGUUGCAGAGACUUUGGCACCGGCAGAGCCUGCGACCUUGUGGCAGAUGCUGGUUGCAUGGUCCUUGCUCGCAUCGUUAGGUAAAACAAGGAAGUUGGUUAUGAUUGAGGCCUUAGGUUCGGACACUUCCCUGACAGCAGGUGGCUUCCACACGUACAAGCCCGCUGCGGACGGCACGCCCGAGGCAGCCGUGGAGAGACUUCGCAAGCUGCAGCCUCUGAUGGUGGCACUUCUGGAAAAGGUGCGAACCAGCGAGGGCUUCUUGUCUGAGAAUGCCGUGCUGGGCGAUCGAAAUCCUCGGCGCCUCAAUGCAUUCCAGGAUAUGCAAGCACAGCUGGCUCAGGCACGUCGUGCUUGGGGCCUCGCCGGGAGGAGGACAAGCAGAGCUGAUGCCUGGAGGAGCUACGCUGGACUGGUUGCGGACAAGGUCCAGGAGGUUGCUCCGGAAGCUGCUUCUGUCGUGGAUGUCUAUCGUCCCAGCUUUAUCUUGAGCCAGUCGGCUCGCAACAGCAUAGAUUGUGACUCUGGGACCCGUGACUAUCAAUUCAUCGUGGUGCGAGAGCAUGUGCUUGGCGAGCCUAUGGUUUGCCUUGUGGAAGAGGUGUUCCGCCUGUCGAUGCGACGGGACAAGAAAGUCCCUGGCAGCAAGCCGUUUCCGGCUGCACUUCCGCAAGACUUCUGUGGAGGAGUGCACGUGCGCGUCAUGGAGCCCUUUCAAGAAGGAGUCUUCAAGACGACCCUGCUGCACAAGCGGAUGACAUUGGAGUGCCACAGCCUCGACUGCUCCGCCCCGCAAAUCUUGUAUCAGAUCCCGGCAUCUCAGUGCAGGGCGGGUGCGGACCCUUACAAGCUGGUGCUCAAGCUAACAUCGGCAGCCGUGAAAGCUCUGAAGGCUGCUGAGGGCUUGGACUUCAAGAUGGAGGCCACGGAGGAUGCCCGCGAAGAAGGCAUGAUCUACACGGCAGACAUGUUCGGACCCUCUGCAAAGGGAGCUUUGGCCAUCAAAAGCUACAUGCGAGAGAUGAAGAAGAUGUAUGAGAAGACGUCUGGACAGCCGCUGGCGGACGCCCAGGGCAGGGUCACGGCGAUGCGAUCCUCGUCGUUUCCUGUCCCUGGAGUUUGGGAUGAGAUGGUGCAGCGAUGCCCGUUGUACUUCGAGCUUUUGCUUUCCACCAAGGAUCUGCAUGGAAAAUCUGUCGCGGCAAACGCCAAGGAUUACAGCAUGCGGAUUUACAGGAUCUUCCAGGAAACACUGCCCACCAAGCUUCGGGGCACUCAGGCUUUUUUGACUUUCCUAAGAAAGCUCAACGACAAAGCUCCGGCAGCGCUGCCGACAGCCUGA
Molecule: messenger RNA, 6504 nt
Organism: Symbiodinium sp. CCMP2592
Lineage: Eukaryota; Dinophyceae; Suessiales; Symbiodiniaceae
Source: the annotation of a GenBank genome assembly